This is a messenger RNA of Dioscorea cayenensis subsp. rotundata (Guinea yam), 1563 nucleotides long. RefSeq names its product serine/threonine-protein kinase SRK2E. Gene Ontology annotation, biological process: protein phosphorylation; intracellular signal transduction. Gene Ontology annotation, cellular component: nucleus. The transcript has 9 exons. Gene Ontology annotation, molecular function: protein serine/threonine kinase activity; ATP binding. NCBI's taxonomy places the organism in Eukaryota, Viridiplantae, Streptophyta, Magnoliopsida, Dioscoreales, Dioscoreaceae. The coding region runs from base 289 to 1332 and encodes 347 amino acids. The record is from RefSeq and is a predicted model, not a curated record.
AAUAAGCGGGAAAAAAAAAGAGAAAAAAGACGCGGGUGGCGGGCGAGCUCUCAGUCUCCGUCCAAAUCCAAAAUCCCUAACCCUAGGAAGAAACGAAGCAAUGAAGCCCUCUCGUUCUUGAUCUCGUGCUCGAUCUCAUCCCCAAAUCUAGGAUCUCUCGCACUCUCUCACGGCCUCGCCACCUCGGGGCUGGUGCCGGAGGAGAGCUCGCUUUCAGCUGGGGUGGUGUUGUGAGAGUGGGAUUUGGACUGGAGCAUUGAUCGGUCGGCGCUGACGGUUGGUUUGGGAAUGGAGAUGCCUAUAAUGCAUGACAGUGAUCGGUAUGAGCUGGUGAGGGACAUUGGGUCUGGGAACUUUGGGAUUGCGAGGUUGAUGCGGGACAAGCAGAGUGGGGAGCUCGUCGCAGUCAAAUACAUCGAGCGGGGUGAGAAGAUUGAUGAACAUGUGAAGCGAGAGAUUAUUAACCACAGAUUAUUGAAGCACCUGAAUAUUAUUAGGUUCAAAGAGGUUAUUUUAACUCCUACCCAUCUGGCAAUUGUUAUGGAAUAUGCUUCUGGUGGAGAGCUUUUCAAGCGCAUAUGCAAUGCUGGCCGCUUCAGUGAGGAUGAGGCCCGCUUCUUUUUCCAACAGCUUAUAUCAGGUGUUAGCUAUAUUCAUUCAAUGCAAGUUUGUCAUCGAGAUCUAAAGCUGGAGAAUACCUUGCUGGAUGGAAGUGAUGCUCCUCGCUUAAAGAUAUGUGAUUUUGGCUAUUCUAAGUCAUCAGUGCUGGAUUCUCAACCGAAUUCCACUGUUGGAACUCCUGCAUAUGUUGCCCCUGAAGUGCUAAGCAAGGAGCCAUAUGAUGGCAAGGUUGCUGAUGUGUGGUCAUGUGGAGUGACUCUGUAUGUGAUGCUAGUCGGUGCAUAUCCUUUUGAGGACCCAGAAGAUCCUAAAAACUGUUCAAAGGCUAUAGAGAGAAUUUUGGCUGUCAAAUAUUCUAUUCCAGACUACGUUCACAUAUCGCAUGGGUGCCGACACCUAAUCUCAAGGAUUUUUAUUGCCGAUCCUGCAAAGAGGAUAACAAUGAAUGAGAUUCGCAACCAUGAAUGGUUCCUGAAGAAUCUUCCAGCAGAAUUGAUGGAUGAGAACAUGUCGAGUGACCAAUACGAGGAGCCUGAUCAACCAAUGCAAAGCAUUGACCAGAUAAUGCAGAUCAUUGAAGAAGCAACCAUCCCUCCAGCUGCUACCCAUAAUUUUGGUGACGAUCUCGAUCUCGAAGACGACAUGGAGGAUUUGUACUCUGACCUUGAUCUUGAUGUGGAGACCAGUGGGGAAGUGGUGUUUGCCACAUAAUUUUUCGUGCUUUCUGUGUACCUUACUGGAAUUUAGCCAUAGUAGCAGAGUUUUGGAGAAACUGAGCUUGUUUUUAACUGAAGAUACAUGUAUAGAAACAACUCUUGUUCCUCAUACUAUCCCCUUUGUCAUCUUGGAGUAAACAGUACAUCUAUCAUGUAUUGUAUGCAUUGAGGUCAUUUUACUGUGAUACAUGUUUGCAGUUUAACAAAAAAAAAAACCCAUUUGUGA